Messenger RNA from Mesorhabditis belari, 1743 nucleotides. NCBI's taxonomy places the organism in Eukaryota, Metazoa, Nematoda, Chromadorea, Rhabditida, Rhabditidae. The record is from the annotation of a GenBank genome assembly.
AUGACAACAGCUUCGGCUCUUGAUACAUGUAUUUCAAUCGCUCGUAUCAUUGCGGAAGCUCGACGUUUCGUGAAAUGGAGCACACUUGAAGCAUGCGUUCGCCGAAAACUCGCGAACAGUUCGGCACUUUGCAUCUUUGUACGAUCGUCGCAUAAAGAGUGCGGUGAACGAUGUGCGAACUCGCAGCCGCUAGAAAUUUGGACCAUCAAAUGCAUUCCGCAAACGGCGAGCGGCCAAAUGGAGAUCGAUGGCUUUUUCCUCGCAUCCGCCAUCCGAUCACAGCUUCAUUUCUCUCCACUUCAAUCAUGGGUCGCCCGGAAUCAACUGCCAGCCGGAGUCGACCUUAUCACCUCAAUUGUCAAUCUUGAAACGAUAGAAGAGAUCAUAGAAACACUGCCUUAUUUGCAUCAAUUUCCGCCGACGAAGCAGAUCGAUGAAAUUCAAUGUUUGGUGUCGGUUCGCUAUGUGCGCUCGACGGCGAUGCCCAAACCGUUGGACAUGUGCUCGUUGCUCAUCGAAACAACGCUAACCGGAAGUUCAUCGAAUACUCCAAGUGGUUCACCGAUUGAUGCACCCGUUUUCCCGUUAACGAUCGCUAUGCAAAACUUAUCGCUUGAAAAUUCGAUUGGAAAGCCGAAACUCGUGACACCGACAAAGCCGAAACUCGUGACACCGACAACGACAAUGGGGAAUUUACAAAUUUAUGUUCAACAGUGUAAUUCCAGAACGAUCGCUCGACCCGACUCGCUUUCGCUCUUGGCAACGCCAACUGAUGGAUCAGCUGCGAGAAAAGAGAAAGAAAAUUCGAGUGAAGCCAGACGAAUCCUUUUCUCGGAUGUCCUCGAAGUGACCUCACCCCGUCCACUGCCAUCACCAUUUGGGAGACUUUUACAAGUUGAUGAACAUCAAAAAGAGAAAGAGCCCACUUCAAACAAUAUCGUCGAUCCGCGAAUGAGUCGCCCGGCACAGAGGAGUCCUUUUUUUAAUCGGAUCGGUCUCCCCAUCUACUCGAGUCCAGCGCCACCCAUUGAGCUGAAGCGGCGACGAGCACGGAACAGCAUCUGCUUGGAUGGGACAACGGAGAGCGGAGAGAGAAACGAAUCGAUUCGUUUGGCGACAAGUGCACCAACGAGUCGAAGCUUGCUCUGCAAUUUUGAGGAAAGCGCUCUCCAUUGUCGAUUGGACCCGCUGGCCGAGGUGCAUGGCUUCACCGGGCAUCUUGUAGCCUCGAAUGGUCCAAUUCCAUCGCUUGAUCUCCGUCUUCCCGUCCGAACGUUCUUUUUCGACAAUGGAAACGAUUCAGCCCCAUCACCGUACCUAGGUGUCUGCUCAUUGAGCGAAACAACGAAACGCGGUUUGGUCAUUCCGCCAACGGGAACCCUUCAAUUCACUCUGCUCAAUCCGCAGGGAACGGUCGUUCGAAUGUUCGUUCAGAGAUACAAUUUCGCGGAUCUCCGCCCAGCCGCGUUGACUUUCCUCCGACAGCGCACAUUUUUCAUGCGAGAAAACGGAGGGAAUGAUUCGGAGGAAAGUCGAAAACUUCUUCGAUAUCUCAUUCAUUUCAAACUUCGCACUGAUAAAAGUGGCCGUUUACGGCUGCACAGCGAUAUUCGAAUGCUUUUCGCGCCAAACAACACGAUUGAUGCGCUUAACAUUGAGCCAGUUGACGGUAAUCCGUAUGUUUUUCGGUCAUUCACCGAAACGCCACGUCUCCCGAAAACGUCUCUUUCUGAAAGCAGCUCG